Galeopterus variegatus (Sunda flying lemur) is the source of this 1638-nucleotide messenger RNA. RefSeq names its product recombination signal binding protein for immunoglobulin kappa J region-like (gene RBPJL). The record is from RefSeq and is a predicted model, not a curated record. Gene Ontology annotation, biological process: regulation of transcription by RNA polymerase II. Gene Ontology annotation, cellular component: nucleus. The transcript is spliced from 12 exons. Bases 52 to 1605 code for a protein of 517 amino acids. NCBI's taxonomy places the organism in Eukaryota, Metazoa, Chordata, Mammalia, Dermoptera, Cynocephalidae. Gene Ontology annotation, molecular function: DNA-binding transcription activator activity, RNA polymerase II-specific; RNA polymerase II cis-regulatory region sequence-specific DNA binding.
UGGACGUGCCUAGAGGGCGGCGAAUGAGCGGCCUGGCCUCGGAGCGCGGCCAUGGACCCUGUGGGGACAGCAGACCCCUCAGCGCCCCCGGGCCCUUUGACUCACCUGAGCUUGCCGGACAGCUUGGAGGCGCGGCUGCAGAGCGGAGCCGACGGGCGGAGCCUCCCGGGCAGUUGGACCAGGUCAUCCCCAGAGCAUGCCACCAUCCUGAGAGAAGGUGUGCGCAGGUGCCUGCAGCAACAGUGCGAGCAGACAGUGUGGAUCCUGCAUGCCAAGGUGGCCCAGAAGUCAUAUGGAAAUGAGAAGAGGUUCUUCUGCCCUCCACCCUGUGUCUACCUCGCCGGUCCCGGCUGGAGGGUGAAGCCAGUGCAGGGUCAAGCCCAGCAGGCAGGGGAGACGGGGCCCACGGUCUGCGGUUACAUGGGACUGGAUGGCGCGUCCGGCAGCGCCGCCGAGACUCAGAAGUUGAAUUUCGAGGAACAGCCGGAUUCCAGGGAAUUCGGAAGCGCCAAGACCCUGUACAUCUCGGACGCAGACAAGAGGAAGCACUUCCGACUGGUGCUGCGGCUCGUGCUCCCGGGGGGCCGGGAGCUGGGCACCUUCCACAGCCGCCUCAUCAAGGUCAUCUCGAAGCCCUCGCAGAAGAAGCAAUCGCUGAAAAAUACUGAUCUAUGCAUUUCCUCGGGCUCAAAAGUCUCCCUCUUCAACCGCCUGCGAUCUCAGACAGUCUCUACACGCUACCUCUCUGUGGAGGACGGGGCCUUCGUGGCCAGUGCGAGACAGUGGGCUGCCUUCACACUGCACCUGGCUGAUGGGCACUGUUCCCAAGGGGACUUCCCACCUCGAGAGGGCUACAUCCGCUAUGGCUCCCUGGUGCAGCUCGUCUGCACUGUCACCGGCAUCACACUGCCUCCUAUGAUCAUCCGCAAAGUAGCCAAACAGUGUGCACUCCUUGAUGUGGAUGAGCCCAUCUCCCAACUGCACAAGUGUGCAUUCCAGUUUCCAGGCGGUCCUCCAGAAGGCGGUGGCACAUACUUAUGCCUUGCCACAGAGAAAGUGGUGCAAUUCCAGGCCUCUCCCUGCCCCAAGGAGGCCAACAGGGCUCUGCUCAAUGACAGCUCUUGCUGGACUAUCAUCGGCACUGAGUCAGUGGAAUUCUGCUUCAGCACCAGCCUGGCAUGCACGCGGGAGCUGGUCACUCCGGUGCCCCUCAUCAGCACCCUCGAGCUGAACGGCGGGGGCGACGUGGCCACGCUGGAGCUCCACGGAGAGAAUUUCCACGCGGGACUUAAGGUGUGGUUCGGGGACGUGGAGGCAGAAACCAUGUACAGGAGCCCGCGGUCCCUGGUGUGUGUGGUGCCCGACGUGUCCGCCUUCGGCAGUGACUGGCGCUGGCUGCGCACUCCCAUCACGGUGCCUGUGAGCCUGGUGCGCGCCGACGGGCUCUUCUACCACAGCGCCUUCUCCUUCACCUACACCCCCGAGUACAGCGCGCGGCUGGGGCCCCCCGGCACCCCCGAGCUGGCUACCGACGCCGACGCGCUCCUCGAGAGCAUCCACCACGAGUUCACGCGCACCAACUUCCACCUCUUCAUCCAGACGUAGCGCCCGCCGCCGAGGUCCCCACCCGGGCACGGG